CUGCACUACAGGAGCCUCGUGGGCAGCAGAGCUUGUGCCCAGAUGGCAGCAGCUGCCUGGGGCAGUGGCUUUCUCAAUGCUGUCCUGCACACGACCAACACAUUUUCCCUGCCCCUCUGCCAUGGCAAUGCUGUGGACCAGUUCUUCUGUGAAAUCCCCCACAUCCUCAGACUCUCCUGCUCAGAUGCCUACCUCAGGGAAGUUUGGGCACUUGUGUUUAGUGUUUUUUUGGCCUUUUGUUGUUUUGUUUUCAUUGUGGUGUCCUAUGUGCAGAUCUUCAGGGCAGUGCUGAGGAUGCCCUCUGAGCAGGGCAGGCACAAAGCCUUUUCCACAUGCCUCCCUCACCUGGCCGUGGUCUCCCUGUUUCUUAGCACUGGCAUAUUUGCCUACCUGAAGUCCCCCUCCAUCUCUUCCCCAUCCCUGGACCUGGUGGUGGCUGCUCUAUACUCACUGUUGCCUCCAGCAGUCAAUCCCCUCAUUUACAGCAUGAGGAACCAGGAGCUCAAACAUGCAGUGAGGAAACUAUUUUAUACCUCUUCCUUCAGCACUAAUAAUAUGCAUAAAAUAGUAAUAGGAUUUCUGCAAACAAACACUCUUAGUGCAAAUUCUUGA
Molecule: messenger RNA, 612 nt
Organism: Anas platyrhynchos (mallard)
Lineage: Eukaryota; Metazoa; Chordata; Aves; Anseriformes; Anatidae
Source: RefSeq, a predicted model, not a curated record